UCUGUUGUCAAACUGGACGAAAAUGGCCGCUGCUGUGAGGUUGUUGUUUCCUUUUCUUUUUUCAAUGAACGCACUGAAGUAAUAUAUUGUUUUUAAGCAUUGGAGUUGAGAUCUACAAUAAGACAGGGUUUGAAUGGUCGCUCUAUGGAGGUGACGGUGUGGGGCUAAGGACAGCUGCAAGCGGUCACUCACCCAGCUACCGGUGGCAGACAACGAUGAAACAAGUUUUGGAAUAUGCAUUGGAUCGGGCUGAGUACAUUGUUGAAAGUGCUCGUCAACAGCCAGCCAAGAGGAGAGCGUUGUCCGGAGGGAGGAAGAGUCUAUAUCAGAAACUAUACGAGCUCUACAUCGAAGAGUGUGACAAAGAACCAGAGCUCAAGAAGCUGCGUAGGAAUGUCAACCUGCUGGAGAAGCUGGUGUCUCAGGAGUCAGUGUCUUGUCUGGUGGUCAACCUUUACCCCGGCAACCAGGGAUACUCCCUCAUGCUCCUCGGCAAGAAUGGAUCUGACUCUGAGACGAUCCGUCUGCCAUAUGAGGAAGGACAGCUGUUGGAGUACCUGGACGCCGAGGAGCUUCCUCCUAUCCUGGUGGAUCUCUUAGAGAAGUCCCAGGUGAACAUCUUCCACUGUGGCUGUGUGGUAGCUGAGGUCCGAGACUACAGACAGUCUGGCAACACUAAGAUGCCCUCCUUCCAGAGCAGACACGUCCUGCUACGACCCACCAUGCAGACACUGAUCUGUGAUGUCCAUGCCAUGACCAGUGACCACCACAAAUGGACACAGGAUGAUAAGUUCCAGUUGGAGAGCCAGUUACUGCUGGCCACAGCUGAUCCUCUGUGUCUGGAUCCAUCUAUCUCUGUCACCUGUACAGCCAACCACCUGCUCUAUAACAAGCAGAAGAUGAACACUCACUCUAUGAAACGUUGUUUUAAGCAUCACUCUCGGGCGGCGCUGAACCGUCAGCAGGAGCUGUCCUACCUGCCCACGCCCCCCCAGCUGCGUCUCUAUGACUACCUGCAGAGGAGGAAGGAGAGGAAGCCGGCCCCCUCGAUAGACCUGAAGAUCUCCAAAGCCGGAAAAUGUGUGGACAUGUGGAAACAGAGCCACUGCCAACUCACUGUCCCCAAGGAGAUUGAUGUAGAGAAAUAUGCAGUGGUAGAGAAGUCAGUGAAGUUGCAGGAAUCUCAGCCCACUGUCUGGCCUGCAGAGGAAGUGAUAGAUGACUAUACGUUUGAGUGUGAGGUCGGGGGCCAGAGGACCAAGGUGUCCAUCUUCCAGUCGGUGGGCGACCCUCUGGUCUACGGAAAGAUCUACUGCGCUGAGGAAGACAGCAGCGACCUUCACCUCAUACAUCCAGCGUUCCUAAUAGGCUCAAAGAGAGAUGCUGAUCGGUUUCUAUCCCAGUAUAAAGGUGUGUAUGAGCAGGACGUGAAGUGCCAGGUGAAAAUGUCUCGGAACUCAGGCAUCAUGGGACAGAACCAACUCUCAGCCAGUAGAGAGGCAGAGGUAGAUGGUCUAUCAGCCUUGGUUCAGUCGUCAGGUGUGUUGGGGAAGGGGGUGAAGCACCGGCCUCCCCCCAUCAAACUACCCUCCGGGUCGGGCAGCAGCUCCUCAGGUAACCUGUAUAGUUCAGCCCAGGCUACCAGUGGUCUCCUUAAGUGUCUUACGCCCCCUCCAGGAACAGGCCCCGGCUCAGCCAAGCCCCAGUCUCUGAGUAGGAAGCACUCUGUGGAGCUGGGGCAGGGGUUACAGCUGGGGGCCCUAUCUCCCAUGGCGUCGACACAGAGAUCGGGGACCCCGAAGCCGUCCACCCCCACCAAUACCCCUUGUUCCACCCCCUCACCCCCCGACUCCCUCCUUUCCCUCCCUCCCUCCGUCACCCCCACCCCUACGGACCCCCAGGCCCUCCUGACCCCCCAGCAGCAGCUGUCCCUACCUGUAAUGACCAUCCCUCUACCCACCAUGAGAACCUCCAUCACAACAGAAACCAGCUCCUCUCAGGUCAUGGCUAACCCUGCUGGACUCAACUUCCUCAACGUGGUGGGAUCUGUCUGCAGUCCCCAGACUCUGAUGACUUCCAGUCAGAUGUUGGGUCCUGGUCUCAACCUGAGUGGUCUGGGAGGACUGAUGCCUACCACACAGUCAGUUGCAAUUCUUGCACCACCAAAUGCAGCAGCAGCAAAUGGCUAUGGGGGAGACGGGUCCUCGGGGGCGUCGCCACGGCUACAUACCGCCAGCCAACCAAUAAGUAAGACCAAGAGGAGCACACCGCAGCCCCUCCCCCAAUCAUGAUGACCCCCCCCCAGCCAAGAGGAGCACACCACAGCCCCUCCCCAAAUCAUGAUUGAGAGAACUUCACCCAACCCCUAUACGUCUCUAUAGUGUAUUAUUUAGAAGAUGGUUCUUCCUACCAGCCUGCUGUCCUGUUACUUCCUCAUAUGACAUCACGGUGUCCUCUACAGGGCCGUUGAUUCAAACAGAGCUCCUGGAUGGACAACAGGGACUGGAUAGACACAGGGACUGGAUAGACACAGGGACUGCUCCUGGAUGGACAACAGGGACUGGAUAGACACAGGGACUGCUCCUGGAUGGACAACAGCUCCUGGAUAGACACAGGGACUGCUCCUGGAUGGACAACAGCUCCUGGAUGGACAACAGCUCCUGGAUAGACACAGGGACUGCUCCUGGAUGGACAACAGGGACUGGAUAGACACAGGGACUGCUCCUGGAUGGACAACAGCUCCUGGAUGGACAACAGCUCCUGGAUGGACAACAGCUCCUGGAUAGACACAGGGACUGCUCCUGGAUG
Oncorhynchus tshawytscha (Chinook salmon) is the source of this 2808-nucleotide messenger RNA. Its product is annotated as transcription factor SPT20 homolog. NCBI's taxonomy places the organism in Eukaryota, Metazoa, Chordata, Actinopteri, Salmoniformes, Salmonidae. The transcript has 20 exons. Gene Ontology annotation, cellular component: SAGA complex. The record is from RefSeq and is a predicted model, not a curated record. Gene Ontology annotation, biological process: regulation of transcription by RNA polymerase II. Gene Ontology annotation, molecular function: transcription coregulator activity. The coding region runs from base 216 to 2291 and encodes 691 amino acids.